AUGGCUAAAAGUGAUGGAAGUGACUUUUUUAAAAGAACCAGCCUCUUUUGGAUCGUCUCCGUCCUGUUCGGGUUGAGCUAUUUUACCUGCAUUGUGUUUGCGCCUGAAGUAAUACCAUAUCAUCUCCUGGGCCCUUUUGGUACCUUCUGCAAAUAUCUUGUUGACAACCAUGCUGGCACAUUGUACAAAGGGUGGUGGGCUACCUGGGCAAUCCAUGUUGCAGAGGCUUUAGUCUCCUUAAAAGUUUGCAGCAACAAAGGCAUCACCAUGCCCACCAGCUGCUUGUGGUUCUUUCAGACCUUUAUUUUCGGUUUCGCGUCUCUGGGCCUGCUCAUCAAAUACAACCCAGAUAGACCCAAACAACAUUGA
Molecule: messenger RNA, 369 nt
Organism: Nerophis lumbriciformis (worm pipefish)
Lineage: Eukaryota; Metazoa; Chordata; Actinopteri; Syngnathiformes; Syngnathidae
Source: RefSeq, a predicted model, not a curated record